Molecule: messenger RNA, 1701 nt
Organism: Kuraishia capsulata CBS 1993
Lineage: Eukaryota; Fungi; Ascomycota; Pichiomycetes; Pichiales; Pichiaceae
Exons: 1
Coding region: 1-1701 (566 amino acids)
Source: RefSeq, a predicted model, not a curated record
AUGUCCGAGGAUACAAAAUCGAUCAAGAAGUCGAAGUCUUCGACCAAUAUAAACUCGAAAAUUCAAGUUAAACACGAAGCACCCUCAUCUCCUCCUUUCACUACGCGUCAGGAGAACAUACCCACACAACACCACGAGGUGCAAAUUACGAGCUUGAAUACAGCUACAACCACCCCAGGGAAAGAAAACAAACCUCCCAUGUGGGAUUCCGGAAAUCCGAAUAAAAAUCCUCCCCCACUACCAAUUGCACCCAACAUGAAGGAUAUGUUGAAUCACACACCUUCGAAGACAAAAAAACUGAUAGGCAAGUUUGAUUUUGGGUCUGACGAAAGGGAGAUUGUCAUAGACACAACUCAAAUCCAACAACUACUGGACAGACAUCUAAAGGCAAAUAAGUUGGUGGAACUGAAGGAGUUGCUGGAGAGCCUGAUUUCGAGGUCCAAGAAUAACAAUUCAUCGCUAGUUGAGCUGGCUCAAAACGUGAAAGAGUUCAACGAGAAUUUGAACACCCAAAGAGAGGAUUCCGAUAAGCUGGAUUAUAUUUAUCAGGAUAUUAGCAAAUUUGGCACCGAGAAACUCGUUUCGUUGUUGCAGGAAUUGAGAAAUGAGGGUUCCUCUUCUGCUACGUCAAAGAUUGACCAGGUUCUUCUUGAAAUCAGCCGUCUUGGUGAAAUUUUAGGUGGGGCUUCUUCGAAAGAUGAAGGUUCUUCAGAGUUGACCGAGAUCAUCACAUUAUUGCGCCGAUCCGGCAGAACGGAAGAGAUGAUGGAUUCGAGAAUUGACGAAAUUAGUAGUAUGUUGUACAGGGUGCCUGAUGAAUCCGAUUUACGCUAUAUGGGAAACCAGCUUCAUGAAGUCACGGAAAAAUUGCAAGAGAUUUUUGCCAUUUUGCAUGAGAAAAAAGGCGCGACGGCUGCCGAUGCUUUGAAUACAGAAAUCACACAGAUCAAGAAAGGCUUGGAUGUAACGAAAAACUACCUUAUGAAACUGGAUGUCGACUUGGGUGAAGAGGUUUCGAAAGUCUUGGAUUCCUCAAGCCAGAUAAGCAAGACGACAAAAUUUGCGGACGAAAAACUAGAGGCUAUCUUGAACCUUUUGAAUACCUCGAAGACGGAUACAAGCCAACAAAUACAGGGAGAACUUACCAAGAUCUUGGAGCAGCUGAAGAAGCUCAGCCAGGCAGAUAGUGAGACCCAGAUGAAUGAGAAGCUCGACAAGAUAUCGAGCUUCUUGAAGAACAGCACGAGUCAGAAGACAUUGGAAGCCAAGCUGGCCGAGAUUUCGAAUCAGAUCGAGGAACAAAGCAAGUCACAAGAAUCCAACCCAAGCUUGUUAAAAGUUAUCGAAGAAAAUGGCCGUCUUCAGCAAGAGGUCACCGAGUUAAAGUUACAACUCACGUCUCAAAAACAGUUUGAAGACUUACAGAAGGAUAGAGAUGCAUUGCUCACCAGUAUCGGAAUCUUAGUGGAGAGGCACAACAACUACAAGAGCCAGAUCGAAGACUUGAAAGGGUUGAAAGAGGAUCUGAUCAAGGAUAUCCAGAGCAUCAAGGCAAACGCUAAACAGGAUUUGAUGGAUGUUGGAGUCGAGACCUUCAACCAGAAAUUGGGUGGUUUGAAGAGACAACACGCUGACUUGGAGACUGAAAAGAAUAAGAGUGCUGGAUCCAAGAAAAGAAACUUUACCAGUGUGUUAUCAUAG